Molecule: messenger RNA, 1608 nt
Organism: Durusdinium trenchii
Lineage: Eukaryota; Dinophyceae; Suessiales; Symbiodiniaceae
Source: the annotation of a GenBank genome assembly
AUGGAGGAAGAAGGUGAGCUUGAUGACCUAUUGACUUACGAGGGAGAUGAAUGGGUCUUUCGCAUGGAGAUGCCGGCAAUUUUCCACAAGUUCAUUGUUGGUUCUCGUGCCAGGAACAAACAAAAGCUGGAAAUGGAGUCUGGCUGCAAGAUCGUAGUCCCCAAACGGGAGGAGCUGGAAGAUGCUGUGUACCUCAGAGCGAGGCAGAAGCAGCAGAUCUACAGCUGCAAGGCUCUAAUUGAGCUGCUUUGUGAGAAGGAGGAAGCCAAGUUGGAGUACACGCACUUCAUCUCGGUGCCCUUGGCUCACGAUGACAAGUUCCGACAGCUGGUGGACCAGUUCCGUGAGGAUGUGGUCCUCCAGCGCUUUAGUGGAAUUGAUGCAUCGAUCUUCAUGCCUUCCAGGCGAAUGCAUUUUACCUUGUGCAUGCUGAAGCUCCACUCUCAUGCACAAGUGGACGAGAUGAAAGAGGCUUUGCAGGAUUUGUCGGCCCGGUUGUCUGCUACCUCUGACUACGCACGGCCAGUGACUGCGAACAUGAAGGGUUUGCACAUCAUGACGGACGACCCAACCAGUGUUGGAGUGGUCUACACCACGGACAGAUCAAGUGCUUUGCAGAAUCGCAUGAAUGCACUGUCUGACAGCAUGUUCGAGCUCUUCCAGGCACGAAACCUGGUCUCGUCCCAGAGCCUCAUGUCUCAACGGUUGCUCUCAUCGGAUGGACAGCAUGCAGAGGUGAAGCUCCAUGCCACCUUGAUGAACACAAAGUAUGCGCGCUCCCGUUUUGAGGAGCGAAGCGAAAGAGAGACCUUCGAUGCGAGCGUCCUCAUGGAGCGCUUUGGACAGGUGAAGCAGAUUGUAGGUGGCACCUUGAAAGAGGAUUCCGAGUCCUUGGUGACCAAUUUUGAGGCUUCUCAGCCCUCGAGUUUCUUUUCCGAGCUCUACAAAAAGGAUGGCCUAGGUGGUGGCCAUGCCAUCAUGCUGGGUGCGUCUCCGGAAAACAAAGCCACUGCAUUGGAAGCUUUGAAAGCAUACCCUGGAGGCUUGCAGGUCGGUGGCGGAAUCAAUACGGAAAACGCUCUUGAGUACCUCGAUGCUGGAGCUAGCCAUGUGAUUGUGACAUCCUUUGUUUUCCAUGAUGGAAAGAUGGACAGAGAUCGACUUAAUGCGCUUGUGAGCCUAGUUGGUAAGAGCCGCCUGGUGUUAGAUCUGAGCUGUAGACGGGCUGCCAGCGAGGGCCGUCCAGUCUACAAAGUGGUCACUGACCGGUGGCAGAAGUGGACAGACUUAGAGGUUACGGAGGACACGUUGAUGGAACUCUCCAAACAUUGCGAUGAGUUCCUGGUACAUGGAGUGGAUGUGGAGGGCCUUCAGAGUGGCAUCGAGGAGCCUUUGGUGCAAAUCCUGGCCAUGUCUCCCAUCCCAGUGACGUAUGCUGGUGGCGUUCGAUCGCUGGAGGAUAUGGAGAGGAUACGUACUUUAGGUGCCGGCCGUGUGGACGCCACCAUCGGAAGUGCCCUCGACAUUUUUGGUGGCAAGCUGCCUUACCAGGAGGUUGUGAAGUGGCACUACGCAGAGCAGAAAACUGCUACAGAACCGGACCAGUAG